Messenger RNA from Camelina sativa (false flax), 1231 nucleotides. RefSeq names its product peptide methionine sulfoxide reductase A5. Gene Ontology annotation, biological process: cellular response to oxidative stress. NCBI's taxonomy places the organism in Eukaryota, Viridiplantae, Streptophyta, Magnoliopsida, Brassicales, Brassicaceae. Gene Ontology annotation, molecular function: peptide-methionine (S)-S-oxide reductase activity. The record is from RefSeq and is a predicted model, not a curated record. Gene Ontology annotation, cellular component: cytoplasm.
AUUGAUUGGAGGUGACUUUUGAGCGACUAAAGGUUGUUCAUAUGGAGGAGGAGAUUCGUGGUUCCCUGGUUCGGAGCAGCAGCUAGAAGUAAACUGUAAUGGCUUUAUCACCGAAGAUGAACCGUUGCUGCUUCAUUCCUUAUACGAAUCUCUUCUUCUUCUUCUUCUUCUUCUUCUUCUUGUUUUGCAUCUCUCUGCUCGAUAAAGCUGUUUGCAUCAGGAUUCCGAAUCAGAUCUCGGAUACUGUCGUUGAUUCUCCCGAUCGUCCUUUGAAAUCUGCGGUGUUCGCUCUCGGGAGCUUCUGGAGAUCGGAGGCGGCUUUUGGUUGUAUCAAUGGCGUCGUACGAACAACCUCCGGUUACGCCGGCGGAACGAAAGCGAAUCCUGAGUAUAGGAACUUGGGUGAUCACGCCGAGUCCGUACAGGUUGAAUACGAUCCAAGGAUCAUUGGUUCUCGUCAGCUUUUAGAUGUAUUCUCGUCUAGUCAUGAUUCUAGACAAGUGUUUGGACAAGGUCCUGAUGUGGGUAAUCAAUACAGAUCGUGUAUUUUCACUAAUUCUACAGAAGAGUUGAGACUGGCUUCUACUAGCAAAGAAAGGGAGCAACUGAAAUCAAGAAGCAGUAUCGUCACUACUCCAAUUCAACAGCUAGGAACGUUUUAUCGCGCAGAGCCUGAUCACCAGAAGUUCGAGCUUAAGCAACAUCCAUUUCUUAUUCAGCUAAUAGGAAACAUGGCUGAAGAAGAGCUUGAGAGAUCAGCUCUAGCCACAAAACUAAACGGUUAUGCAGCCGAGCUCUGCCCGCCUAGAAUCCAAAAACAGAUAGACUCUAGAGUUAAUGAGAUCAUUAGAAAAGGUUGGCCCGUGUUGAGAGACAUCUAAUAUAUAUAAGCCUUGAGAGAGAUCUUCGUGUUCUUGGAUACGAUUGAUAAUCACAGAUGUAAGAUUUGGUUCAUUCUUUUGGCCAGGAAAUUGGUCGUAUAGUUGUCAGUUAUCACAACAAUGUGUAUGUCCUAGUCCAACUCUUACCCCUUGACCUUGUCCUUUGAGUGGUGAUUGAUUGUUCAGUGUUUUUUUUCUUGUUUCUUUCUGAUCUCUCAUCUCUCAUCUCUCAUCUCUCAGAGUAUGCUUUUCGUUUUCUUGUAAGCAUCCAUUCAUUUAUGGAUUUGUUUCGUUUUUCAUUGUAUCAUUAUAGUAUUGAAAUCUUGAUGAUCAACUUAUGUGUUAAUUAA